AUGGCUACAAAUGUUUUAACAUCAUCGCUCUCGAAGGAAUCUACAGAUUCUGAUGAGAAUGGAAAAGAGAUCAAGAUAAAAACGUUUAACAGAAAGGAAGAAAUUGAUUUUAAUCUCUGUCCUUUCGUAAGCGAUGCAUUUAUUUUCAUUUAUCGUUUUUAGAAAUGUCAAACUAGUAUAUAUACAUAUAUACACAAUUAUGUUAUUGGUUGUAAGUUCUAAUUAAUAAUUCAUGCAUAUAUUGAACAUAAAUGUUUAAAACUUUUUGAAAGAGUUCUUAAUAUAUGAUAUAUGUAUAUUUCAAAUGAUUCAAGACAUUCUUAAUUAUACGCAUGUACAUAAAAAUAUACAUAUUACGAGAAAUUGUAUCUGAGCCUACUAUUUCUCUAAAUACAGAAACUGUUAUGGUCCUUCGGAAUAAAUUCAGUUACACCUUUAAUAAAUUUAGCCACGAAAAAUCGAACGAUCAUCGCUUAUGCUUGUUCACAUAUUGUAAUAAUCUACAACUAUGAAACUAGAGAGGCAAUAAAUCUCCAAGGCCAUGUAUAUAUUUUUCUUUAUCUAUUGUAUUUAUAUUUUAUGUUUUAUUACAUUUUAUUGUUUAUAAGCUAAUUUUCUAA
Messenger RNA from Heterotrigona itama, 620 nucleotides. Lineage: Eukaryota; Metazoa; Arthropoda; Insecta; Hymenoptera; Apidae. The record is from the annotation of a GenBank genome assembly.